AUAUUUCUAAUUUUGAACUACUUUUCCAACAAUUCAAGCUGCCUGAAGCUUUAUUUUCCCUAGAAGUACAUUUGUUACCUUGUACAAUCAUCUUAACCUCAGUACUCGGAGACAUUUACCUUAAUUUGGCCCUUUUGAUUUGCAUAACUUUAAGUUAAAUUAUUCUCAACUUUUAUUUUUAAUUAUUCUGUUUUAUUUUUUUAUCUAUUCAUUUUUUUACAAUUUCUUUAAAAUCUGAUUUUUCUGUCCUUGAAGUGUUGCCCUUAUUAUCAUUACUAUAAUUGUUUUAUUUGAACUGUUCAUAAUACUUGUUUUUGAUAUACUUGUUGUAUGAUAUGGGUCUGAAUAUUACUGUGAAGGUGAGUGGCGGAGAAGCGUUCACUCUUGAGGUUGAGCCUGAGAUGACAGUUUUACAGCUUAAGGAGAGGUGUUCUGAUAAAGCAAACGCCCCUGCGGAUAAACAGCGACUAAUCUUUAAAGGUCGUAUUAUAAAGGAUGAAGAAGUUCUAAGUGCUUUAAAUGUUGAGGAUGGGAACACCAUUCACCUGGUUAGAAGUGGCCUUAAGCCAGCCUCUUCUGCUCCUCCAACUGCAACGCCAACAGCCCCCACCGCUACUACUCAAAAUACAACAACGCCCACCACAGGCGAAAAUCAGCCGUUCGGUCAAGUACCAGGAUUCAAUCAAGAUUUUAUGUCACAAAUGUUUCAAGGUGGAAUGGGAAAUAUACCAGGAAUGCCAGAACUGAAUCCGCAGAGCGCAGCUGCACUUCUUAAUUCUCCAGUAGUUCAGGAAAUGCUAACUCAAAUUAGCUCUAAUCCUGAACUAUUCAGAACACUUGUAGAGUCUUCGCCUCUUCUACAACCAAUGGUGCAACAAAACCCGAUGUUUGGACAAAUGUUGAAUAAUCCAGAGUUGUUGAGGACUUUGAUGAGGCCAGGAAUGUUACAGGCUGGGCUUCAGAUGCACCAAGCAAUGCAGCAGACAAACAUGAAUAACCAAGGAAAUACCAACACCGCAACUCCAAACCCAACAACCACGGAGAACCCCUUUGCAAAUUUUCAAAUGCCGGGAACAAUGCCAUUCCCGACAACCCCAGUGGAUACCAGACCACCCGAGGAGCGUUUCAGCACACAGCUACAAUCACUCCAGGAGAUGGGAUUCACCGACCAAGCCGCAAAUCUCCAAGCUCUGGUCCAAACCAACGGUGAUAUUUCAGCGGCAAUCGCACGUUUAUUAAAUCAACCCUGAAUUAAUAUUAUAUUAACAUA
Theileria parva strain Muguga is the source of this 1270-nucleotide messenger RNA. It is a transcript of the gene DSK2, whose product is annotated as Ubiquitin family protein. Gene Ontology annotation, cellular component: cytosol. Bases 336 to 1250 code for a protein of 304 amino acids. The transcript has 7 exons. Gene Ontology annotation, biological process: ubiquitin-dependent protein catabolic process. Gene Ontology annotation, molecular function: polyubiquitin modification-dependent protein binding. The record is from RefSeq and is a predicted model, not a curated record. Lineage: Eukaryota; Apicomplexa; Aconoidasida; Piroplasmida; Theileriidae.